Messenger RNA from Australozyma saopauloensis, 864 nucleotides. RefSeq lists its product as uncharacterized. The transcript has a single exon. Lineage: Eukaryota; Fungi; Ascomycota; Pichiomycetes; Serinales; Metschnikowiaceae. The record is from RefSeq and is a predicted model, not a curated record. Bases 1 to 864 code for a protein of 287 amino acids.
AUGAAAUUCACUCUCGCCACUCUUGCAGCUGCUGCAAUUGCAUCCGCCGCCCCAAUCCAAGUCGCCGUCCUUGACUCGACCGGAACCAACAUUGGUUACCUUAAAACCAUGUUCGGAGCCAAUUUUGGUGAAGCCUUCUUGGACUCCGACGCAUCCACGUACGAGCUCUCGGACACCAAGAUCCUCACCUUCACUCCUGCCAACGGAAACCAAUAUGCCUUGCAAUACCUGGGUCUCGCCGGCUCAUCAGCCAACCUCGUGGUGUUCAGCAACAGAUAUUCGAACCCUGUUGCACUCAACAUCAGCGACGACGCCAAGAUUAUGAACUACAACUGGUGGGCAUGUAAGAGCAUCAACACUCCUGGCGGUCUCAGCGACUCAUAUCCAGAAAUUGUCGGUGUCAACUCUACUACCACCACCGCACCAUUCCCCAACUGCCAGAAGGUGGACUUGGUUUUGACCAGAGUUCCUGCCGAGCUUAAAGCCAACGGCUCCGGCUCCGUCUCUGCCUCGGCUUCCUCGCCACAAACCACAUUGGUUUCUUCGACUCAAGCUAGCUCUCCAACCACUACCGCCACCAAUACUUUUACCCGCAUUUCUAACAGCGCCAUCGGUACCUACAUCACCUGGAUUUCGAAGGCAACUGUGAUUACUGUCACUUCUUGCGGCACAAGCAGCUGUUCUCCCGUUAAGAUGUCCGUCACUGAAGACCAGAUGGUCACCUGCGACGCCUGUGUCCUUCCACUGCAGUAUUUUCUCCUCAAUAACUUCAGUGGUACUACAGUGAUCUCUCGUGGUGAUGCUGGACGGACCUUUGCCGGCGCAUUCGGUGCCUUUGCCAUGGCUGCACUUCUCCUUGUCUAA